Messenger RNA from Plasmopara halstedii, 1389 nucleotides. RefSeq names its product rab gdp dissociation inhibitor alpha. Bases 1 to 1389 code for a protein of 462 amino acids. The record is from RefSeq and is a predicted model, not a curated record. Gene Ontology annotation, cellular component: cytoplasm. Gene Ontology annotation, biological process: small GTPase-mediated signal transduction; protein transport; vesicle-mediated transport. Gene Ontology annotation, molecular function: Rab GDP-dissociation inhibitor activity. The transcript has a single exon. NCBI's taxonomy places the organism in Eukaryota, Oomycota, Peronosporomycetes, Peronosporales, Peronosporaceae.
AUGACAGAAGAAAGUAAAUUGGAUUUGGCAUGGCUGCCUCAAGGCACGAAAGCUUUAGCAGAUGGGGAGUACGAUGUGAUCGUACUAGGUACGGGACUUAAGGAGUGCAUUUUAAGUGGUUUGCUCGCGGUAAAUGGGAAUAAGGUUCUGGUGGUGGAUCGAAACCCGUAUUAUGGUGGUGAGUGUGCGUCUCCCAACUUAACGAACCUAUACAAAAAGUUCAAACCCGACCAAAAGCCACGCACAGACCUGGGCGCCGAUCGCGACUACAAUGUGGACCUUGUGCCCAAGUUCAUUAUGGCUUGCGGCAAGCUUGUAAAGAUGCUACUACACACGAAAGUUACACGUUAUCUCGAGUUUAAGAACGUUGACGGCAGUUACGUUGUCAAGGCGGGACGCACCUACAAGGUUCCUGCCACGGGUGAAGAGGCUCUGCGCUCAUCUCUUAUGGGCAUGUUUGAAAAGCGCAAGUUUCGAAAGCUCAUCAUGUACAUUUACAACUAUGAGGAGGAAGACUCGAAUACGUACGAGGGCAUGGACCUGUUCAAGCAACCAAUGAGCGACCUUUUCGAGAAGUAUGGUGUGGACGCUAAUACGCAAAGCUUUAUGGGUCAUGCUAUGGCUCUCAUGCGCGACGAGUCUUACCACAAUCGUCCCGCCAUUGAGACGGUGCGUGCAAUCAAAUUGUACGCUUAUUCACUUGAGCGCUAUGGCAAAUCUCCGUACAUCUACCCAUUGUACGGUUUGGGCGGUCUGCCUGAGAGUUUCUCGCGUCUCUGUGCCAUAAAUGGUGGCACGUUUAUGUUGAACCGCGCGGUGAACGAAAUCAUGGUCGACGAGGACGGCAAAGCUUGGGGAAUUAAGUGUGACAACGAAGUAGCCAGAGCCAAGCUGAUCAUUGGUGAUCCAUCUUACUUCCCGAAGUCAAAGGUGCGUAAAACUGGCGUAGCUGUUCGUUCCAUUUUCAUCCUAAAUCACCCGAUUCCCAACUCGAACGACGCAGAGUCGCUGCAGAUCAUUAUUCCUGCAGCCCAAGCGAACCGCGCGAACGAUAUCUAUAUCGCUGUGGUAUCUUCUGCCCAUUGCGUUGCGCCGCAGGGUAUAUACAUUGCAAUCGUUAGUACGCUCGCAGAGACAUCGGUACCUUUACAGGAGCUGGACCCUGGAGUGAAGCUGUUAGGCCCAUAUCUGGAACGUUUCGAUGCUGUCACAGACAUGUUUGAACCUGUGGGGAAAGGCGAGAAAGAUAAUUGCUUCAUCAGCUCUUCUUACGAUCCAACCAGCCACUUUGAGACAACGUCGGAGGAUGUGUUGGAUCUGUACAAGCGCAUUACAGGUGAGGAGCUCGACAUGAACAUUAAUGCAGACUCGACCGACGUGGAUCAGUAA